AAUAUGAUAACAAUUUAUGACACAAAGACACGUACUAAACAUAGGCUAGAUGGGCUCGGUGGGUUGACUCCUGUCCUCCUGAUUAAGGAUCAUGUGCAACAUCUCACUGACCACUUGAUGGAAUCUCAUCAGUUGGUGGUGAAUUCGAGAGUUUUGUCAGAUGAAAGCACUGUCAAUGCAGAUGAAGACAAUCUGUUAUUCAUCAUUCCCAUGAUUAAGAAUAAUAACCCAACAGUGACGGAAGAUCAUAUUGCAACAUUUAUUAACUUGAUCACUCAGAUGCAGACCAAUGAAAAGGCCCUUAUGUAUAUGGAAGUAAACCUUGAUCCCAAAACAAUUCCCUCAACUCUCAUAGCACUGCUCCUUUCUCCUGAGCGCCGCAAGGCUCUUACAGAUAAAGGAGCAGCCAGAAAGUUUCUUCAGUCCAACACUUGUCUUAUCAAAUUCCUGGAGACCCUAAAAACCAAACCUGGAGUCAUGUCAUCGAAUCAACAAGAUAUGGCAAGCAUGUUUGCUGGAUUGGGUUACCCUCCCCCUCCACCUGGUAGUGGACCAAGCAAUGCAAAUGGUGCAAGAACUGGUCCUAACAUGGGUGCAGGACUGCGCCAAGGAGUUCCAAGCAAUCAGCCCAGAAUUACACCUGAGUUCCUGCAGCAAGCUAUAUCUGGUGCAAUGAGGGCAAACAACAUUCCCUCUGCAAACGGAACAGGUCAAGCGAAUGGCGCACUGGCACAGCUUCUUGGAAGCUACCAGCAACCACCACCAGUACCUCCUCCUGCUGAAGGGACUGAGCAGCCCAUGCAGGGGGUGCAGGAGAAUAUCGAGCAGCAGAUGGCUAGUCGGAGGGAACAGUUAGAACAACUCCAUUCCAUGGGGCUCACGGACGACCUUCAAAACAUCCAGGCGUUACAAGCAACGAACGGUAAUGUAGAAGCAGCGAUUGAACUUUUGUUCAAUGAUAUGGAAUAGUACGGUGUUAUUUGUAGAUAUUAAAGAUUUGGGUCGAGUAGUUUUGAGAGUUAGGAAGAUAAAAUGCAAGAGAAUUAUUAUUGCUGAUCAAAGAC
Messenger RNA from Bolinopsis microptera, 1064 nucleotides. RefSeq lists its product as uncharacterized. Lineage: Eukaryota; Metazoa; Ctenophora; Tentaculata; Lobata; Bolinopsidae. The transcript is spliced from 5 exons. The coding region runs from base 4 to 969 and encodes 321 amino acids. The record is from RefSeq and is a predicted model, not a curated record. Gene Ontology annotation, molecular function: protein binding.